Molecule: messenger RNA, 1057 nt
Organism: Callithrix jacchus (white-tufted-ear marmoset)
Lineage: Eukaryota; Metazoa; Chordata; Mammalia; Primates; Cebidae
Gene: ARMC10
Product: armadillo repeat containing 10
Biological process (GO): negative regulation of intrinsic apoptotic signaling pathway by p53 class mediator
Cellular component (GO): mitochondrion
Source: RefSeq, a predicted model, not a curated record
AUGGGUGGCGCCCGGGGCGUGGGCUGGGUGGCGGCGGGCCUACUCCUCGGCGCCGGCGCAUGCUACUGCAUUUACAGGCUGACGCGCCGUCGGCGGCGGGGCGACCGCGGGCUCGUUCUGCGCCCCUCGCAGUCCGCAGAAGACUUAACUGAUGGUUCGUAUGACGAUGUCCUGAAUGCUGAACAACUUCAGAAACUCCUUUACCUACUUGAGUCAACUGAGGAUCCUAUAAUUAUUGAAAAAGCUUUGAUUACUUUGGGUAACAAUGCAGCCUUUUCAGUUAACCAAGCUAUUAUUCGUGAAUUGGGUGGUAUUCCAAUUGUUGGAAACAAAAUCAACCAUUCCAAUCAGAGUAUUAAAGAGAAAGCUUUAAAUGCUCUUAACAACCUGAGUGUGAAUGUUGAAAAUCAAAUCAAGAUAAAGAUAUACAUCAACCAAGUCUGUGAGGAUGUCUUCUCUGGUCCUCUGAACUCUGCUGUGCAGCUGGCCGGACUGAGAUUGUUGACAAACAUGACUGUUACCAAUGACCACCAGCACAUGCUUCACAGUUAUAUUACAGACCUGUUCCAGGUGUUACUUACUGGAAAUGGAAACACGAAGGUGCAAGUUUUGAAACUGCUUUUGAAUUUGUCUGAAAAUCCAGCCAUGACAGAAGGACUUCUUCAUGCCCAAGUGGAUGCGUCAUUCCUAUCCCUUUAUGACAGCCAUGUAGCAAAGGAGAUUCUUCUUCGAGUACUUACACUAUUUCAGAAUAUAAAUAACUGCCUCAAAAUAGAAGGCCAUUUAGCUGUGCAGCCUACUUUCACUGAAGGUUCAUUGUUUUUCCUGUUAUAUGGAGAAGAAUGUGCCCAGAAAAUAAGAGCUUUAGUUGAUCACGAUGAUGCAGAGGUGAAGGAAAAGGUUGUAACAAUAAUGCCCAAAAUCUAAUCGGUCAUAUUUUUCCAAAGAGUAAUGCCGUCUGGAUAUAAACCUAUUUUCUCUCUUCCUUAUAAGGAGAUUCUUCCAGCUGCUGAAUUUAAACAGUAAAUACCACAUUUCAUCAUUAACACAGCUAUAA